AUGAAGGUGCUUUCCUUUUACAAGAAACUCCUGACAGACGAAAAGGAAGCGAAAGACGUCGUAGCUGCCCCAAAGAGAAAGUUGGCUAGCGCACAGGAAAGGAAGGAUCUCAAACAGGCCAAAAAGAUUGCCAAAGAAAAACUGAGACGCAACAAGCAAUUUCUCUGCCAGAAAGCCUUCCCAGAAAUAGUAGGCAAGUCCUAUGUCUGGAAAUGGUGGAAAACUGCCAAGAGAGAGGCUUGGGAUCAACUUCCAGAGCAGGUGCAGUGGCGGCUUGUUGCCACGCCCAACACAUGGCGUGCCAAAUUGGGCUUGCCAAGAAAAGGGCGUGAGGAAUUUCGUCGAUCAAAAAUUCCUGAGCCAAUCCAGAUCGAGUUGGAUUUCCUAGUGCUCGAGCAUGCUCGCGGCAGAUCGGAUGUUUCCGAGCGCCGCGAGGUGGUCACUACAGAUCACGCAGCCACCCUCAAGGGCCUCAUCAAUGAUUGGAACUCCUCCUAUGACGAGUCGAAACAGAUUGUGGAAGCACACAACAAGGAGAUCUUGGCAAAAAUCGACGCUGGAACUUUGACAGCAGAGGCUGCCAUCAGAGCUUUGACACCAUUGCCAAAACAAGUUGAAAUGCCAACCAAAUCUUGGUGCCGGCAUUUCCUGCGAAACUUUGGGUACAGCCUCCUAUCAAAUGGAUGUGAUACGCAAGCUUGGCUUCCAUAUUCCCACCCGGAUAUGGAAACAUCCCGUGCCCACAUGCGUGAUCUUCUUCAAUCAAAAUGUCACCCUGCUUUGGUCCUGAACUACGACCAGAUGUGGCGUACAGCCUUCUCUUUUGGGGGAAAGCUACUCUGGAAAGAUCGACAGGACGCGGGCAGGAGAUGUUUGAAGCGGAAGGUGGGCCCAAAAACUGACAAGAAGCAGCACCACAUCAAAGGCAGCCGCCGGAGCAUCACAGCCCUCACGUCGUCUUGGAGCGACGGCAGUCGCGGCCCUAUCGCUUUUUGCAUUCCCGAGCAGGCAAUGCCAAUUGCAGACAUCAAGCGCUUCAAUGAGUCCCAUGUUGGAGAAUCGAUGAUCAUAUCUUCCCAGACAUCUUCUCACUUUAUGAAUGCCGACACGUAUGGUUUGACUGUCACCGACGAGAACGCACAGGGGGUCCAUGUGGUAUUCCCUUCAUCGGAUGCUUCCUCCUCGAAAGCAACCCGGUGGAUGGUCAAGCCACGGACAAGAACUCCGUUUGAGAAGCUGGACAUUCGUGCGAAUGGCCAGGUGAAACGCGAAGUGGCAAAUUGGCUGAGUGUGGCCGAGAUGUCAUACAAGGCUUGGACCUCACUCGAGCGCAAGGUGUUCCAGUCCGCGUGGAUCGUGUGCGGCUAUGUAGAUUCGCUGGUCGGAACUGAGCACAUGGAGCUACCUAGCAUGAAUGAGGCCCAAGAGCUCUUCAAUGACCUUUUCAAAGACUAUGGUGUAGCCAGCACUCCUCAGCGCUGCACCUCCUUCGAGUGGCAGAUUCAAGUCAAUGACGAGUGGCAAUCACUUCCGUAUGAGAUUGCCAGUUCCUAUGUCCGCACCUUGAUGGUCCACUGUCACGAGUUAUUUGAAGCAAAAAAGAAAGCAGAGGCACUACUUGGGGAAGAUCCAGAAGAGAAGAAAAAGAAAACAAGGGAUGCAAAAGAGCUUCAUGAAUCCCUGAAAAAAUCGCAAAGAUGGAUCGUUUUCAACCCAAAAACGGGGCAGCUGGCUACGCAGCACUGGCUGCAGAAGCACAUCAAAGCCGACGCUGCGGGCAAACCAGUGGUGAAGAAUUCCAAAUCGAGAGUCAAGCCAUGGGUCAUGGUUUUCCACUUUGAGUCCCAGGAUGGCGAAACAGUGCUGUCUUUGCAGAGAGACCCGGACAAACCCCAACAGAAAAUUCGUUGUGUUGACAUUCGAAACGGUCAAUCCCAUGCUGCUCUUUCUUUCUUCAUGCAGGGUUACCAGCAUUUUCUGGAUGAAGAAGACGAGCAGGAUGAUGGGGAGGAAUCGGAGGAUACGAUGGUUGGCGAAGAUGAAGGACUAGAAGGUCUGCCAUGUCCACGUUAA
Molecule: messenger RNA, 2073 nt
Organism: Cladocopium goreaui
Lineage: Eukaryota; Dinophyceae; Suessiales; Symbiodiniaceae
Source: the annotation of a GenBank genome assembly